AUGCACAAGACAUCCGUGGCCUUGAGACGUGUGCUUGAGCUGUUGGCCGUUGUGGUACUGGCAGUCAUAGCUGCAGACUGCGUGGACCAUGAAGCUGAAAGUGUGGGGUGCUCGGAGGUCAAUUUCAUCCAGUCCGCGCGAGCUCUCUUCCGCAACCCCGAGCCGGCUGCAGAAGAGCAAAAAGCGCACUUCGAGAGCUUCAGGGAAGCGAUGAUGAGGGCAUCGCGAAACAGGAAGGAGCUCAAGGAGCUGAGGUGGCGUUUCCUUCGAACCUUUCCUGCGAUUCCGAUGGAGCGAGAGCAACAAGAGAAUCCAAACCCUGGCUGCAGCAACAUUGGAACGAGAUUUCCAACCUUGGUGUCUCGCAACCAGUCUUUGCUGGAUGCAUAUGCCAGAUAUGCCUGUGGAGAUGGCAGGGACUACUUCGUGACGGACCCAGCCAGAAGCCUGAGUGCAGAACUGGCACCUCUGGACAACGGAUGCAUUAACAUGCCACUCAGCAGCUUGCGCUUUGUUCGGGGCACAGCUUUGAAAGCUACAGAGAGCCCAGCUGAAUGGUCCGUUACCCUUGGCUGCUGCUUGUCGGGUGCAGCUGAGGCAAACGCGUUGGAAGACGAUCAGGUUGACGUUCGCCUCGAACGCCAGCUAUGGCCAGUUCCUGCACAGGCAGCAAUCAUGGCUGGGGACUGCCCGGAGAGCUGCCAGCAGGAGAAUUUCUGGCACCAGCUGCCCACGCAAGUCGUGGACCAGGACAUGCUGGUGCUCCCAACCAUCCGUGAGCCCCCCCAGAUGGGGUACCAGCACUCGCUCAUCGACUUCCUACCACAAGCUUGGACGGUGCUGGAGCUGUUGCGCAAUUCCUCCACGAAGCUGGUGGUCCACACUUCGCUUCAGAGCCAGCUGCUGGCCAGCCUGGGCUUUCCCCGAGAGCAGAUCCUGGAAGUUCCCCUCACGGAUGAGCGACCUGCGGUGCUGCUGUGCGCAAAAAGCGGCCGAACCCUGCAUCUGUGGCGCGUCGGCUCUGGCGACUCUGAACCACUGCCGAACCAUCCGUACCAGGACGGUCGGGCCGACGGUGACCUUUGGCACCGGCUCAUCGAUAUCCAGGUGGGCCCGGAAAUCUCAAACGCUGUCGCAGAGUACAACGGCUUCGUGGCAGAGCCCUUCGCGCCGCGCUUGGUGCUUUUCCUGCAGCGCUGCACUGACCACCGCACCCUCGAGAACGAGCAGGCGGCACUGGCUGCCAUCAGCAGCGCCCUGAUCAAGUCCAAUCGGACGGAGGAACUGGUGUCGAUGUGCGCAGGCCGUGAGGACUUCUUGGAGCAGGUCUGGAAGGUUCGACAGGCGCGGCUCAUCGUGGGGGCACAUGGAGGGGCCAUGGCCAACAUGGUCCUGGCACGGCCUGACGCAGGCAUCAUCGAGGUGGUUGGCGAUGCCGCAGCCGAGAAAGGCUUUGAAGGACUUUGGCCACCCUACAAGAGAUCCUUGACGGCGCACACUUUCAGAGAGGCAACUUCUACGGCGGACUUGGGGCCGCCUUCCCCUUCUACCGAGUGGUUCUCUACGAGGCCGACCAACACGGCAGGCUGUGGAUUCGCCUGGACGACUUGCAGACAGCUGUCGCCAACUUCCUGA
Messenger RNA from Symbiodinium sp. CCMP2592, 1635 nucleotides. The record is from the annotation of a GenBank genome assembly. NCBI's taxonomy places the organism in Eukaryota, Dinophyceae, Suessiales, Symbiodiniaceae.